UGUCAGCCCCCUCCGCACGGGAACCAGGGGAGGGGGGAGCGAGCCGCUGACCCAGGGGGCUUGCGGGCUGUACCACCGACUCUGCACCCGGGGGGACUCGGGGGACCGAAGGGCUGAGCCACUGAGCCCGGCCGCGGCCCGUAGAGUGAACCACUCUGCGGGAAUCAUGGAGGGGAGGAGCAAAGGGUCAAGAUUACCCGCCACUGACCACCCUCCGGGGAUGGGGGAAGGACCCGAGACUGGGAGGCAAGGCUUCCUGGUCCUGUUUUCUCGAAGCUCCCCUCGCAAUACACUAGAAAGCCCCGCCCCGUCGGCUACUCAGUGUUUGCAUCUGCGAAAUGGGCAUAUGGGCGCAGCUGCGUGCGCCGCGGGGCCCCGAGAUGAAGCCCACCUGUUCCAGCCCCCGUCACCUCUUCUCGCAGAGUAAAGGCCCCGGACCCUGGGCCCCCCUAUCAGGCCGCCCCCCGAGCCGAUGGAGGAGAACGAGGUGGAGAGCAGUAGCGACACGGCCCCUGGUCCUGGCCGGCCCGAGGAGCCCUCUGAGAGCGGCUUGGGUGUGGGCACCUCGGAAGCCGUGUCGGCCGACAGCAGCGACGCCGCGGCCGCUUCGGGGCCAGCCGAGGCCGACGACUCUGGCGUGGGGCAGAGUUCGGACCGCGGCACCAGCUCUCUGGAGGAGGUAUCCGAGAGCAGCUCCAGCACAGAACCCCUGCCCCAUGGCUACCUCCCUGAUUCAUCUUCUGUUUCCCACGGGCCAGUGGCAGGGGUGACAGGCGGCCCCCCAGCCCUGGUGCACUCCAGCGCACUCCCAGACCCCAACAUGCUGGUGUCCGACUGCACGGCUUCUUCCUCAGACCUCGGCUCAGCCAUUGACAAGAUCAUCGAGUCCACCAUCGGGCCCGACCUCAUCCAGAGCUGCAUCACCGUGACCAGUGCUGAGGGCGGUGGGUCCGAGACCACACGGUACCUGAUCCUGCAGGGACCAGAUGAUGGGGCCCCCAUGGCAUCACCGAUGUCCAGUUCCACCCUGGCCCACAGCCUGGCAGCCAUCGAAGCUCUAGCCGAUGGCCCCACGUCCACAUCCACGUGCCUGGAGCCCCCUGAGGAGGUACAGGGUGGACCCAGCUCCCCAGCGCAGCCAUGCCUGGGUUCUGGCGCCGAGGAGCCAGACCUGCAGAGCCUGGAGGCCAUGAUGGAGGUGGUGGUGGUGCAGCAGUUCAAGUGCAAGAUGUGCCAGUACCGGAGCAGCGCCAAGGCCACACUGUUGCGCCACAUGCGGGAGCGGCACUUCUGCCCAGCAGCCGCCGCCACCGGAAAAAAGGGACGUCUGCGGAAGUGGGGUGCCUCUGCCAGGACCCAGGAGGAAGAGGGCCCAGAGGAGGAGGACGAUGAUGACAUCAUAGAUGCCGGCGCCAUCGAUGACCUGGAAGAGGACAGCGACUAUAACCCUGCUGAGGAUGAGCCCCGGGGCCGGCAGCUACGGCCCCAGCGCCCCACUCCCAGUACACCGAGACCCCGCAGGAGACCUGGCCGGCCCCGGAAGCUGCCUCGCCUGGAGACCUCGGAUCUCCUGGAUGGUGUGGAAGGAGAGCCUCUGGUCAGCUCCCAGACUGGACAGAGCCCUCUGGAGCCACAAGACCCCGAGGCACCCAGCUCCUCAGGCCCAGGACGCCUGGUGGCCCUGGGCAAGGCCAACCGGCCCCCUGUGGAACCCGGCAUGAGCCAGUCAGAUGUGGAGAACGCAGCACCGUCCUGCCAGGACGAGCCCGACGCCCCGCCCCGCCGCCGUGGGCGACCCUCCAGGCGCUUCCUCGGCAAGAAAUACCGCAAGUACUAUUACAAGUCGCCCAAACCCCUCCUGCGGCCCUUCUUGUGCCGCAUCUGCGGUUCCCGCUUCCUGUCCCACGAGGACCUGCGCUUCCACGUCAACUCCCACGAGGCUGGCAACCCCCAGCUCUUCAAGUGCCUGCAGUGCAGCUACCGCUCCCGCCGCUGGUCCUCGCUCAAGGAGCACAUGUUCAACCACGUGGGCAGUAAGCCCUACAAGUGUGACGAAUGCAGCUACACCAGUGUCUACCGGAAGGACGUCAUCCGGCACGCGGCCGUGCAUAGCCGGGACCGGAAGAAGAGGCCAGACCCGACCCCGAAGCUGAGCUCCUUCCCCUGCCCUGUGUGUGGCCGUGUCUACCCCAUGCAGAAGAGACUCACACAGCACAUGAAGACUCACAGCACCGAGAAGCCCCACAUGUGUGACAAGUGUGGAAAGUCCUUUAAGAAGCGCUACACCUUCAAGAUGCACCUGCUCACGCACAUCCAGGCCGUCGCCAACCGCAGGUUCAAGUGCGAGUUCUGCGAGUUCGUUUGUGAGGACAAGAAGGCGCUGCUGAACCACCAGCUUUCCCAUGUCAGCGACAAGCCCUUCAAGUGCAGCUUUUGCCCCUACCGCACCUUCCGAGAGGACUUCCUGCUGUCCCACGUGGCCGUCAAGCACACAGGGGCCAAGCCCUUUGCCUGUGAGUACUGCCACUUCAGCACGCGACACAAGAAGAACCUCCGCUUGCACGUACGGUGCCGACAUGCAAGCAGCUUUGAGGAGUGGGGGCGGCGCCACCCCGAGGAGCCCCCUUCCCGCCGUCGCCCCUUCUUCUCUCUGCAACAGAUUGAGGAGCUGAAGCAGCAGCAUAGCGCAGCCCCUGGACCUCCGCCCAGCUCCCCAGGACCUCCUGAGAUCCCGCCAGAGGCAGCACCUCUCCAGUCACCCGAGACACCCCCGCUGCUGUGUUCUGACACCCUGGGUGGUGCUACCAUCAUCUACCAGCAAGGAGCUGAGGAGUCGACGGCCAUGGCCACACAGACAGCCUUGGACCUGUUGCUGAACAUGAGUGCUCGGCGGGAGCUGGGCAGCGCGGCCCUGCAGGUGGCUGUGGUGAAGUCAGAGGACGUGGAAGCAGGGUUCGCAUCCUCUGGUGGGCAGCCCUCCCCAGCAGGUGCCACUCCCCAAGUGGUAGCCCUCCACAUGGCAGAGCCAGGGGGCAGCGUGGCCGCCGAGAGCCAGCUAGGCACCCCGGACCUACAGCAGAUCACCCUGGCGCCUGGGCCAUUUGGCGGGGCUGGCUACAGCGUCAUCACGGCACCCACCAUGGAGGAGGGCACAUCGGCUCCUGGCACACCUUACAGCGAGGAGCCCCCCGGGGAGGCAGCCCAGGCCGCGGUUGUGAGUGACACCUUGAAAGAAGCUGGUACCCACUUCAUCAUGGCCGCCGACGGGACCCAGCUGCACCACAUCGAGGUGAGGCUAGGGGUAGCCACCUCUACUCUUCCCAUUUCUUCCUGCCUCCCUCCGUCGCUCCAAGCCUCACGCUCCCCUGCCUGUCCACAGCUGACUGCACAUGGCCCCAUCUCCUUCCCAAGUCCAGACGCCCUGGCCUCUGGAGCCAAGUGGCCCUUGCUGCAGUGUGGGGGGCUGCCCAGAGACGGCCCUGAGCCCCCGUCUCCAGCCAGGACCCGCCGAGUGGGGGACCCCCAGGGCUCUGCCUCCCCACCUCCUGCUGCCAGCAAAGCCCUGGGCCUGGUAGUGCCCCCCUCGCCACCAUCUGCAGCCACUGCGUCGUCAAAGAAGUUUUCCUGCAAGAUCUGCGCUGAGGCCUUCCCCGGCCGAGCUGAGAUGGAAAGUCACAAACGGGCCCACGCUGGGCCUAGUGCCUUCAAGUGUCCCGACUGCCCCUUCAGCGCUCGCCAGUGGCCCGAGGUCCGGGCCCACAUGGCGCAGCACUCAAGCCUGCGGCCCCACCAGUGCAACCAGUGCAGCUUCGCUUCCAAGAACAAGAAGGAUCUGCGGCGCCACAUGCUGACCCACACCAACGAGAAGCCCUUCGAGUGCCACCUCUGCGGGCAGCGCUUCAACCGGAACGGGCACCUCAAGUUCCACAUCCAGCGGCUGCACAGUCCCGAUGGGAGGAAGGUGGCAACCCCGACCACGCGGGCCCCGGCCCAGACCAAGACCCCCACCCAGACCAUCAUCCUGAACAGUGACGAGGAGACGCUGGCCACGCUGCACACUGCACUCCAGUCCAGUCACGGGGUCCUGGGCCCAGAGCGGCUACAGCAGGCACUGGGCCAGGAACACAUCAUUGUGGCCCAGGAACAGACAGUGACCGAUCAGGAGGAAGCCACCUACAUCCAAGAGAUCACUACAGCAGAUGGCCAGAUGGUCCAGCACCUGGUGACAUCUGAUAACCAGGUACAGUACAUCAUCUCCCAGGACGGAGUCCAGCACCUGCUCCCCCAGGAAUAUGUCGUGGUCCCGGAGGGCCAUCACAUCCAGGUACAGGAGGGCCAGAUCACACACAUCCAGUAUGAACAAGGGGCGCCGUUCCUUCAGGAGUCCCAGAUCCAGUAUGUGCCGGUGUCCCCAGGCCAGCAGCUUGUCACACAGGCCCAGCUUGAGGCUGCAGCACACUCAGCUGUCACAGCGGUGGCCGAUGCUGCCAUGGCCCAAGCCCAAGGCCUAUUCGGCACGGAGGAGGCAGUGCCUGAACACAUCCAACAGCUGCAACAUCAGGGCAUCGAGUACGACGUCAUCACCCUGACCGAUGACUGAGCCCCAGGGGCCCAACAAAGACCAUGGAUAUUGGGGCCAGCCCUGCUUGGGGUGGGGGGGCCCACUGGGACUCCCUCGCUGCUCCACCUAGGAUCUCCAGAUACUGAGCAGCCAGCAUCCUAUCACUCCUGGGGAGCCAGACCUGUGCUGCUGGGGUUAGGGGACAGCCGUGGGCCCCAGCCAGGACAUGCUGCGGGCCCCAGCCUGCAGGCAGGCUUUGGGAGAGAGAUUUAUUUUUGUUUGGAUGGACCCACUGGCCCCUCAGUCUCAAUAAAGGGACCAGAGUCCA
Globicephala melas (long-finned pilot whale) is the source of this 4889-nucleotide messenger RNA. RefSeq names its product zinc finger protein 335 (gene ZNF335). The record is from RefSeq and is a predicted model, not a curated record. Gene Ontology annotation, cellular component: nucleus. NCBI's taxonomy places the organism in Eukaryota, Metazoa, Chordata, Mammalia, Artiodactyla, Delphinidae. Gene Ontology annotation, biological process: positive regulation of neurogenesis; positive regulation of transcription by RNA polymerase II; brain development. Gene Ontology annotation, molecular function: RNA polymerase II cis-regulatory region sequence-specific DNA binding.